Molecule: messenger RNA, 959 nt
Organism: Trichomonas vaginalis G3
Lineage: Eukaryota; Parabasalia; Trichomonadida; Trichomonadidae
Exons: 1
Source: RefSeq, a predicted model, not a curated record
AUGUCCGAAAAAACUCAAUCAGCAGUGCCGCUGAUUGAAAUCAAGAAGGGCCGUCCGGAAACAUUGAUGUCAGAGAGUUCUCGAAGGACUAAUGCAUCAAUCUCACGCGUCAGAGUCUCAAAAAUGGAUAAUAAAAAAGCAUCUUCUUUGCUGAUGGAAGGCAAAUCGCUAAACACAGUAGGAUUUAAGAAGGGCGGCAUUCAAACACAAGCAGAUUUAACUCAUUUCAGAAACAUCGUUGUUUCAAAAGUUUUUCCAGAAAAAGCAAUGAAUCUUCUAAAGAACUUAGAAGAGUCGAUUUCGCAAAUACCAAUCAAUUCAUACGGCCAAGCUUCUCCAGAAGAAAAAUUUGAAAUCUUAAAUCAGCUUUGUGAUGCAUAUAACUUUGCUUGGAAUGAAGGAUGCAUACAGUUAAAGGAAAUUAGUGACGAGCAUGGCAAGCUAUUUGCAAAAAUCAAAUUAUUUUAUAUGUCGUUAUUAGAGAAGUAUCCGAAGCUUAGCGAAUCAUAUAAUGACGAGAUACACAAACUACGAGAUAUGAUCUCUUUGAAAGACGAAAAUAUCAAAGUCAUCGAAAAAGAAUUAAAAAAUCAUUAUAAUCGAGCUGAAUCAGCUAAAAAGUUUAUCACAGAUGUUCAAAAUGAAGCAACAACACAGAGAACCAAGAAGAGACAGUACAGAGAACAAGCAAAUGAACGGUCAGUACAAAUUGAACAACUCAAGAGCUUAGAAACCGAACUUAGACUACAGAUCACCAUACUAAAAGAAGAAAACGACCGUUUAAAGGUACAAAAAACCGUUCCAAACAUAAAAGAUACUUCGAAUUACGUUGAUAUUGGCACGGAUCCAAUAGAAAUACCUCCGCCAAAGAUCAGAGAGUCACAGUCAUCAAUUUUUACAAGGUCCGGUGGCAAUUUCAUCUCCAGAUCUUCAUCAAAAAGAAAAAUAACAAGAGUUGA